UCCAUAAUUUAUUCGCAGUCCGCAGUAGAAAACGUUAAAACGUGUUUGAUCUUAUGAGUAAAAUGCCGCCAAUUUGUACUAACGCACUUUAAUUCAAUCUACAAUAUCAAUAGAGUAUCCAGAAUUAAAUUUGCUAUUUUGUGAAAUUAGUGAAAUAAAUAAUGAGCAUUGUUACAUUAUCAUAAGAAAAUAGGAACUUUAUCUGUUAGGCUAAAACAUUUAGUGCUUAUUAAUUAAAAACAUGUCAUUCCGAGGACGUGGAGGUGGCGGGUAUAACAGAGGAGGUGGCGGUGGUAGCGGAUUUCGUGGUGGAAGAGGUGGUGGAGGCUUCCGAGGACGUGGUGGUGGAUUUGAUAGAGGUGGAAGAAGCUUUGAUCAUGGUCCUCCAGAAAGAGUUACUCCAUUGGGUCGCUUUACGUGGACAGUGCAAGAUGAUCUUGUUGCCAAAGCAGAAAUUGAAGAUGUACCCUUUUUUAAUGCACCAAUAUAUACAGAAAACAAGCAACAAAUUGGUAAAAUAGAUGAAAUAUUUGGUAAUGUUAAAGAUUACUAUGUGUCUAUAAAGUUGUCAGAAAACAUAAGGGCGUCAAGCUUUGAGAAAAACACAAAGUUAUACAUAGAUCCAGCAAAAUUGCUACCUCUACAAAGGUUUUUGCCUAAACCUCCUGUUGAAAAAAAGAAAAGAUCUAGAAAAACGGGAGCAGGAGGAGGUGAUGGAGCAGGAGGAAGUGGAGGAGCUGGAGGAAGUGGAGGAGGACGUGGUGGUGGUGGUGGUAGAGGUGGUGGAGGUGGUGGCAAAUCAUUUGGACGUGGUGGCUUUAAAAACAAAGGAGGUGCUUUUAGAACCGGUGGUGGAGGCGGAAGUGGAUUCAAAGUUCGUGGAGGCGGCGGAUUUAAGGGUCGUGGAAGAGGAAGACGAUAGGAUAGCGGAAAAUUCUGCAAUGAUAGAUGUAUUGAGAAAUAAAGCUAUGUUAAUUUCAUACAAGAAGCCGAGACGACGUUGACCAGUUUAAAUGAAAUGAAGGAGAAAAAUAUAACUGAAAUAAAGUAAUAAAUAAAUUUAUGUUCAUCAUUUUGUUAAAUGCGAGUUAUCAUUAUGAAAAAAAACGUAUAUUUUAUAUACAAGUAUUAAACACAUCUCAUGAAAUAA
This is a messenger RNA of Megalopta genalis, 1150 nucleotides long. RefSeq names its product Gar1 ribonucleoprotein (gene Gar1). Gene Ontology annotation, molecular function: box H/ACA snoRNA binding. NCBI's taxonomy places the organism in Eukaryota, Metazoa, Arthropoda, Insecta, Hymenoptera, Halictidae. Gene Ontology annotation, cellular component: box H/ACA snoRNP complex. Gene Ontology annotation, biological process: snoRNA guided rRNA pseudouridine synthesis; ribosome biogenesis. The record is from RefSeq and is a predicted model, not a curated record.